AUGACUAUCCGUCGACGACCCUCCGGAGACUUCCCUCCGAAGGGCGGUGUCGACCUGUUGGGGUGCCUGGCCGAAGCCUAUUCGUAUCCGACUACGACGUGCGGAGCAAUAAUGUCGCGUUCCGGCACGGAUUCUGACUUAGAGGCGUUCAGCCAUAAUCCGGCAGAUGGUAGCGUCGCGGCAAUGCCUUGGUAA
Fonsecaea erecta is the source of this 195-nucleotide messenger RNA. RefSeq lists its product as hypothetical. Lineage: Eukaryota; Fungi; Ascomycota; Eurotiomycetes; Chaetothyriales; Herpotrichiellaceae. The record is from RefSeq and is a predicted model, not a curated record. The transcript has 2 exons. Bases 1 to 195 code for a protein of 64 amino acids.